GUUUUGGCCAUGACGGAGGCAGCGGGGCUGGUGCCCAAGCGCAUCCUGGUGACGGGUGGCACCGGCUUGGUGGGGAGAGCCAUCGAGAAGGUGGUGGCUGAUGGAGAGGGACGGCCGGAUGAGGAGUGGAUCUUCGUGUCCUCCAGAGACGCCGACUUGACGAAUGCCGCGGAGACCAAAGCCCUGUUCGAGCAGCACAAGCCCACCCAUGUCAUCCACCUGGCCGCCAUGGUCGGGGGCCUCUUCAAAAACAUCCGCUACAACCUGGAUUUUUGGAGGAGAAACAUCCAUAUCAACGACAACGUCCUGCACUCGGCAUACGAGACGGGGGUGCGGAAGGUGGUCUCCUGCCUCUCCACCUGCAUAUUCCCAGACAAGACGACGUACCCCAUCGAUGAGAGCAUGAUUCACAACGGGCCACCUCACAGCUCCAACUUCGGCUACUCCUACGCCAAGAGGAUGAUCGACAUCCAGAAUAGGGCCUACUUUGAGCAGCACGGCUGCCGCUUCACCGCCGUCAUUCCCACCAACGUCUUCGGACCACAUGACAACUUCAACAUCGAGGACGGCCACGUCUUGCCGGGGCUUAUCCAUAAGGCCUACCUCGCCAAACAGACUGGCUCAGCUCUGACCAUCUGGGGCACUGGCAAGCCUAGGAGACAGUUCAUCUACUCCCUGGACCUGGCCCGGCUUUUCCUUUGGGUCCUGCGGGAAUACGAUGAGAUACAGCCCAUCAUCUUGUCAGUGGGAGAAGAAGAUGAAGUCUCCAUCAGGGAGGCAGCAGAGGCGAUCGUGGAGGCCAUGGACUUCAGGGGAGAGCUUGUUUUCGACACCACCAAAGCAGACGGGCAGUUCAAGAAGACGGCCAGCAAUGCCAAGCUACGGCACUACCUGCCCAGCUUCCAGUUCACACCCUUCAGGCAAGCUGUGAAGGAGACCUGCGCCUGGUUCAGCGCCAACUAUGCCAACGCCAGGAAGUGACGGGCCAACGCGGCACCAGGACCAGCAUC
Molecule: messenger RNA, 1010 nt
Organism: Aptenodytes forsteri (emperor penguin)
Lineage: Eukaryota; Metazoa; Chordata; Aves; Sphenisciformes; Spheniscidae
Gene: GFUS
Product: tissue specific transplantation antigen P35B
Exons: 10
Coding region: 10-981 (323 amino acids)
Biological process (GO): nucleotide-sugar biosynthetic process
Molecular function (GO): GDP-L-fucose synthase activity
Source: RefSeq, a predicted model, not a curated record